This is a messenger RNA of Coccinella septempunctata (seven-spotted ladybird), 1452 nucleotides long. RefSeq lists its product as uncharacterized. The record is from RefSeq and is a predicted model, not a curated record. The transcript has 6 exons. Gene Ontology annotation, biological process: sensory perception of smell; detection of chemical stimulus involved in sensory perception of smell. Lineage: Eukaryota; Metazoa; Arthropoda; Insecta; Coleoptera; Coccinellidae. Gene Ontology annotation, cellular component: plasma membrane. The coding region runs from base 57 to 1301 and encodes 414 amino acids. Gene Ontology annotation, molecular function: odorant binding; olfactory receptor activity.
AUAAAUCAUAAUAAUUAUACAAGACUCAAUCCGAUAUUUAUUUUACAGGUACGAAAAUGUCUGACCAAAAUGAAUCCAAUGCUAACAACUCCGAUUACUUCAGGCUCCUGAGAAAAAUAAUUGUUUUAUCAGGUUUCAACAGCUUAUGGUACAGGGAAUCUUGGUCCGGCAAAAUGAUUCAGUUAUACUGCAGAAUUGCAGCCGCCAUUUUCUUCGUUAAAAUAACUCUAUUAAACCUCUACUCCAUCGAAGUAUUCAGAGAUAUCAAAAGGAACUGGAGGGAAAUAGCUUUCUUCUUAGCAAGCACCUUAACCAUAGAUACCACGAUUCAGAAAUUCUUCAUUUUACGAACAGAUGCUAUGCAGAAACUGUUCAGAGAGGCUUUCGCUCUGGACAACUGGAUCAGAAGAACCCCACACGAGGGAAUUAGAAAGGCCUUGAAGCCGCUCAGGGAUGAAGUUUACAAAAUUUCUAUCAUACUGGUUUUACUGUUCUUUACCUGCUUUGUUUGUUUUUGCGGAGCCGCAAUAUAUUUCUACAUGGUAGGUAGGGCAUGUGAUCUGACCGAUGAACAAAGAAAUUGCGAAAGAAUUCUGCCUUGGGCAACUAUGAAUUUCCUCAAUAUGGAAACCCAGUUUGGGAUGUCUAUGCUAUUACAUGCAAUAGGGAUCAGCUACAUAGAAUUUUAUGUGGUGGCAGCAAAUAUAGCCAGAUUUGCUGUGUGUGUUUUUCCCACCUUUCGUCUCAGACGUUUGAAUCACGUUUUGGAAAAUUUCGAUCACUACAGCAGAUUACUUUGUGAGAAAGAGAAAAUAUCGAUCAGAGAUGGAGAGUAUUACGUCGUAAGAGAAUGUAUCAUCGAACACCAAAAAAUUAUAAGCGAUUUCACCCAUCUCAAAGCAAAUACGAAAGUUCUGUUUUUCAUGGAUUUCCUUACUAUGGCUAUACAGCUAGCUCCUUAUCCUGUUAUCAUAAUGGGAACCAAAAAUAUAGACCACAUUUACUUUUUUGCAGUGACUUGCUUGAUUUUUGCUUUUUCUGAUCUUCUAAUGAUAUAUUGGUUUGCACAUUAUAUAGUCGAAGAGAGUAAAGCUGUCCAAUCUUCUGUAUUCUCUAGUAAUUGGCAAGAGGCAGAUAUUCGUACCAAGAAAAUGCUCUUGUUAAUCAUGAUAAGAUCUAACAGACGUUUAGUGCUGAAAGUUGGUCCCCUAUACGAAAUGGAUCUGAACAUAUUUCUUCGGAUUGUCAAAGGGAUGUACACAAUGAUUACUGUAUUUAGACAAGGAACUGUUAACCUGUGAAUCCUGAAUCAUCAGAUUUGACCAAGCUGAAGGAAACAAGGAAUUACGAAAACAAUAAGAUUUAUCUAUUUGGAAAUACUAAAGCACUUUGUUCGAUAUUUCAUUUAAUGUAGCUAAAAAGUUUAUUUCAUUAAAAGCAUAAACAUUGGAA